Messenger RNA from Didymodactylos carnosus, 1389 nucleotides. Lineage: Eukaryota; Metazoa; Rotifera; Eurotatoria; Philodinida; Philodinidae. The record is from the annotation of a GenBank genome assembly.
AUGAGCGUACUAGAUCACAUUUCAAAUAUUUUCAUUUAUAGCAUUGAUUCUGCGUUUGCGUAUCUAUCGUGGCUAUACUAUUGGCUUACAUUCCCAUCUGGACCAUUAACACGUGUUGUGAUUUCGAACGUAAAAGGUUCGUCUCCACAGCAUUUGACUUAUGAUACGAAUACAGAUUUGUAUGAAGAAGCCCAUGAGAGAAGUCGAACUCAAUUGAAUAUUGGUCACGAGAAGUUUAUCCGUUUAUCAUUCGGAGUUGUGCGAUAUACUUAUCUAAACACGAAUAUAACAAAAAACAGUCCGUUAAAUGUUUUUGUUCAUGGGUUUUCGACGGGAAUGGACUUAUGGCGUGAUGUAGCCACAGCUUUACAUAAACAAGGACAACGAUGUUUAGUAUUUGAUUUAUAUGGACGAGGCUGGUCUGAUUCACCUGAUAUAAAAAUGAAUGCUGAAUUAUUCGUUAAUCAAAUUGUAGAAUUGUUAUAUUCAUUAAACAUUACUGAUAAAUCAUUUAAUUUAUAUGGUGUGAGUAUGGGUGGAGUUAUUGUUCAAUUGUUUACAAAACUAUAUCCGGAAAAAGUAUCAAAAUUGAUCUUAUGUUGUCCAGCUGGACUCAGUGUGAAUCGUCCAACAGGAAUCAAAGCACUUUUACUAUCAUUACCUAUAAUCGGACCGGUUGUCUUCAAAAAAUCCAUUCCAUUUUUAGAAAAAAGUGCAAAAUUACAAUGGAUCGAUUCUAACAGUGAAUUAUUGCAAUUGUAUAGUGAAAAUUUUAGACAAUGUUACCGUCAACAUAAAGGCUAUUUGAGAUCAUUAUAUUCGUCAUUAAUUCAUUUUCCAUGGGAUACAAUACAAACAAUUGCACAAAAAAUAAACAGUGAUGAAAAAUGUCCGAAAAUAUUAAUCCUCUGGGGUGAUAAAGACACAAUGAUCGAUAUUUCAGAUGCACACCGUUACCACAAACUAUAUAAUCAAAACUCAACCUUGAUAUAUUUUGCUUAUCUUAUUAUUAUCAAAACCUCUUAUGGGAAAAAGCCUAUUGAUCCAGUUAUCCGGGCUCAGGCGGUGGCCUUACAUCGUGCCGGUCUCAACCAGGUUCAAAUUUCAAAACAACUAAAGAUCUCAAGAUGUUGUGUUCAAUAUGCGAUCAAAAAGUAUGAAGAACUAGGUCGAUAUGAUGAUCUGAAACACACCGGACGUCCAAAAAAACUUUCUGAUCGUGAAGUUCGGCAUUUGAAAAAAUUGGUCCAAGGAGAUUCCCGCCUCAGCGCUGCGAAAAUAGCAUCGGACUUGAACAGCAGCUUACCAAAACCGGUUACAAUAGGAACAGUACGCCGAUAUUUGAAAGAUCUUGGCUUUCAGUACGUAGUGAAAAUCAAGAAACAGUGA